UUUUUUUGUUUUUUUGGGUGUAACAUUAAGGAUCCCGGAGUCACGUGACUGCGAUGUCGUCCACGGCGCGGCGACUUUUAGCUUCCGCCGUCAUCUUGUCGCUGCUAAAAGCGUCCAGGUGCAUCCAGGUGAUCGUCUCCCAGCAGGACCGCAGCACCUUCCUCUUCGGCUCCGUCAUCCUGCGCUGUGACUAUUCCACCUCUGCUAACCCCCAAGAUGUCCUGCUCACCUGGAGGUUCAAGUCCUUCUGCAAGGACCCGGUGCUGGAGUACUACUCCACAUCGUUCCAGUCCUCGCUGCAGUUGGGUCAAGACCCCGCCAACGACUGUCCUGAUCGCCAGCGCACGGUGCGGACCGUCAUCCAGAAGAGAGGCACCAACGAGCCCAUAAUCGGUGCCGACUAUCGGGAACGCAGAAUCUCCAUCCAGAAUAAGGCGGACCUGGUGAUCAACGAGGUGAUGUGGGAGGACAAUGGUGUGUACUUCUGUGCAGUGGACGCUGCAGGUGACACCACCGGGGACUCAGACAAGGAAGUCAAACUCAUCGUUUAUCAUUGGUUAACGGUGCUGUUAAUCAUCCUGGGUAUUGUGCUGCUCAUCAUCCUGCUGGGAGUGUGUUGCUGCCAGUGUUGUCCUCAGAAGUGUUGCUGCUACGUCAGAUGUCCUUGUUGCCCUCAGCAGUGCUGCUGCCCCGAGAAAGCGAUCAUGCAACAUCGUAUGAUGAAGGACGCUCAGAGGGCCAUGGCUCCUUGGAUGGGAGGACAAGUUUAUGCACCAAUGAGCCAUCCAGUCAACCCCAUGUUAUACCCAGGAUCUACAUCAGGUAAAAGCAUCCCUCUGAAGGGUUUGCCUCUCCCGCCUCCUCAGUCCUCCGCCUACAGCAUGCCACCCCCUAGUGGGCCCAGAACUGGCACACCUGCCACCAAUCACAUGCUGGACUACAUGGAGAGUCAGAUGAGGGGGAUGGACGUGACCACACCUCUGCUACAGCCUCAGCCGCCACUGCCGCUUCACAUGCACCAGCUGGCCCCUCCCCCCCAGCACAUGCACCAGCUGGCCCCUCCCCCCCAGCAGAUGCCCAUGGGGGUCCCGUACUCCCCCGGCCCCCCCAGCAUGAUCUCCGGCCUCGGCGACGGCCCCACAGAGCGCCGCGUCAUCACCCUUCCGCCGAUACGGGAGCCGCCGUCGGCCAGGGUGCCGCCCCCCGCGCCCAAGACACGCCCCCCCAGCUCCAGCGAGAGCAGUCAUGCCGGGUUCGGACAUCGUGACGGGCGCGGGGCGGCGGGUCGACGCUACCCAUCGCCUCCGCGCUCCAGGGGCCUCCCCAGGAGCUACAGCCAGGAAUCCCUGGACGGACGCCUGGACGGACGCCUGCGCGGCGCCCAGCGGGAGGCCAUGAGCCGCCCUCGGUCCCGGUCCAGGGACGACCUCUUCGACAGCCGCUCCAGGGGGAGGUACUCCCCGCCUGCGGGGCGGCGAGCGGGAGGAUCGUGGAGCUCUGAGGACGAUGACAGUAGUCGGCGAGGAGGAGGAGGAAGAAGAGGAGGAGGAGGAGGAGGAGGAUGGGGGGACAAGGCUCCCAGCUACACCGAGUACGAGCCCGGACACAAACCUUCCCCCAGGAGGAACCAAUACUCUGUUAAGAGCUCUCGCAGCGGCACCAGUGUUGUCAUCUGACCCCAGCUGACCUUUGACCUUUGUUUCUUAGUGUCCCCUCCGUGGCAUCCAAAGCUGCUCCCCCAAAACCAAACUAAACUUUUCUUGCAAGCAUUUGAAAUUUCCCCCAAAAAUCUUUUAUUUUGGUGGUUCAACUUGAAUCUUGUGGGCUUCAACACGUUGUUCAGUGUCCGUGACCAUA
This is a messenger RNA of Nerophis lumbriciformis (worm pipefish), 1857 nucleotides long. Its product is annotated as immunoglobulin-like domain-containing receptor 1. NCBI's taxonomy places the organism in Eukaryota, Metazoa, Chordata, Actinopteri, Syngnathiformes, Syngnathidae. Gene Ontology annotation, cellular component: plasma membrane. Gene Ontology annotation, molecular function: high-density lipoprotein particle receptor activity. The record is from RefSeq and is a predicted model, not a curated record.